AAAAAAACUUCGAGUUAGAAGUUUGGCUCGGGGUUUUUGGCUUUCGGUAUUCGUCGAAUCCGAGCUCGCCUUGUUUUUUUUUCCCUCCCCAACUCACCCUACAGUUUCGAUAGAGGUGAUUGUUCGUCGAUAAAGGGAAAACUAAAGCGAAAAGGGCAAUGGGGAAAGAUGUAUCGAGAAAAACGAGUUCGUGGCCUAGAUACAACUGGAUUCCUAUCGCGUUACAGUUGCUAUCCGCUGCGGUUGUCUUGGUCUGCCUUGGUUGGUAUGGCCUGAGUGAUAGAUCCGGAUUACCUGUGGACUUCAUGUGUUGGUUGCCUGGCGUCGCAGCAGGAUUCACAUUAUUAUACGCAGUCCUCGGUCUCUCCGCGAGUAACCUGAACGUAUACGAGGUCUUUAUUGGCGAUGCGAUAUCGCUCGGUUUUUGGAUCGCAGUAAUCUGCAAGAUGACUCUACUCAUCGCGGAAACGGGCACUUUUGGCAACUGUGCCGCCCUCCCUGAAGGAUCCAGGAGGAAUUCUUGCGCAACUUCACAGAUAGUGCUAGUACUUGCCGCUGACUUGAGUGCCUUGUCUCUGACAAAACUCGUCAUCGCAUUCUUCGUGCGCCGAAGAGGACCUGCUGUGUCGCCGGACCUCGAUGAUUGCGAAAAACUCUAUAACCCAUCCGAAUGAGUUUCCGGAUCGACCCCCUGUCUAAGCAUGGGAAACAACAUCUAGAUCUCCCGCGGGUAGUCACAUACUGUAUUAGCGGGAAGUCUAAGUCCGGUGGGAACUGUCACACUGUAGGACAGUGCUGGAAAACUUUUUUUAAUCGUAAUAUGGGCAACGACGGUGGAAGCGGAUCUGCCAUCGAUAUCUAUCGCGGGGCGGAGCUUGUGUGUAAUCGGAAGCAUCCUCUUCGCCUCUUUAAUAUAUUUUUUCUUUUUCUUCUUUUUUCCCCUUCUUGUUUUGUAAAUAAACUACCUUUCUUUUUACAAAUUUGCUUUCCACAUGCUUAGAAAGGUUUUACUUUU
Messenger RNA from Tuber melanosporum (Perigord truffle), 1015 nucleotides. RefSeq lists its product as uncharacterized. The record is from RefSeq and is a predicted model, not a curated record. The transcript is spliced from 3 exons. Bases 159 to 674 code for a protein of 171 amino acids. NCBI's taxonomy places the organism in Eukaryota, Fungi, Ascomycota, Pezizomycetes, Pezizales, Tuberaceae.